AUGUCGCCCGACGAUAAAACCAAGCAUUCCAGCUUCUCCCACUUACCCCUCAGCACCAGCGGAUCCAUCGACUGUGCCCUCAACGGAUCCGCCCUCCUCAGCUCGCCCUACUUCAACAAGGGCUCUGCCUUCUCCGCUGAUGAGAGACGCCAAUUUAACCUGGCCGGCCUGCUACCUCAAUGUGUUCAGACGCUCGAGCAACAGGUCCACCGUGCCUACGAGCAAUACUCGUCGAGAUGUGACAACCUGGCCAAGAAUACGUUCCUGACGUCACUCAAAAACCAGAAUGAGGUCUUGUACUACAAGCUUCUGCAAGACCAUAUCAAGGAAAUGUAUGGCGUCGUAUACACGCCUACCGAGGGAGACGCCAUCCAGAACUACUCAAGACUGUUCCGCAGACCAGAGGGCUGCUUCCUCAAUGUGAAUGACCAGGACCGCGUGAUGACCGACCUGGCCCGGUGGGGGGCCGCCGAAGACAUUGACUACAUUGUCGUGACUGAUGGCGAGGAGAUCUUGGGUAUCGGCGACCAGGGCGUCGGCGGCAUCCUCAUCUCGGUAGCCAAGCUGGUACUGACGACCCUGUGCGCGGGGAUCCGCCCGAGCCGCACCCUCCCCGUCGUUCUGGACUGCGGGACCGACAACCAGGAGCUUCUGGACGAUGAGCUCUACCUCGGCCUCCGACAGAGGCGUGUCCGCGGUGUCAGGUACGACGAGUUCGUAGACACCUUCGUCACGUCUGCGAGGAAGCUGUAUCCCAAGGCGUACAUUCAUUUCGAGGACUUUGGCCUCGACAACGCUCGUCGACUGCUCGACCAGUACCGUCCCCAGACAGCCUGCUUCAACGACGACGUCCAGGGGACGGGGUGCGUCACUCUGGCCGCCAUCAUGGCCGGCCUCGAGGCUAGCAGCCAGAAGCUGAGUGACCUGCGGAUGGUCGUGUUCGGCGCAGGUACCGCCGGUGUCGGCAUCGCUGACCAGGUGCGGGACGCCAUGGCGGCAGAGGCCAACAUCAGCCCGGAGGAGGCCUCGAGGCACAUAUGGCUGAUCGACAAGUCGGGUCUCAUCACGACCGAGACAGCCUCGUCGGCCGCGCAGAAUCCCUUCCGCAAGGACACCUCGACGUGGACCGACGCGGGGACCGACCUGCUGUCCGUCGUCGACGCCGUCCACCCCAACGUCCUGGUCGGCACGUCCACCGUCCCCGGCGCCUUCACCGAGUCCGUCGUCCGCACCAUGCACAGGCACGUGUCGCGGCCCAUCAUCCUGCCGCUGUCGAACCCUACGCGACUCCACGAGGCCAGGCCGUCCGAUCUCCUUCGCUGGACGGACGGCCAGGCCCUCGUCGCCACCGGAUCGCCCUUCGAACCCGUCGCCGGACCUUGGGGAUCCGGCGGCGAGGACGUCACGAUCGACAUAGCCGAGUGCAACAACUCGGUCGUGUUCCCCGGCAUAGGUCUGGGGUGCGUCCUCUCGCGCGCCUCCCUCCUCACGGACCGGAUGCUCGUCGCCGCCGUCAAGGGCGUCGCCGCCCUGAGCCCCACCGAGUCCUGCGCCACGGCCCCGCUGCUCCCGGACGUCGUCGACGUGCGGAAGGUGAGCGUCCGCGUCGCCCGCGAGGUCAUACUCGCCGCCGUGGAGGAGGGUGUCUCCACCGUAGAGGGCGUCCCGUCGGCCGCGGACGAACUCGACGACUGGAUCCGUGAGCAGAUGUGGGACCCCAUCUAUAAGCCACUGAGGCCCGUUGAGCUCGCAGGUGCGUCUAGGAGUGCGAGGGGCCAGCUGCGCCAGUUUGGAUCCGUGAUUCGGUGA
Molecule: messenger RNA, 1809 nt
Organism: Geosmithia morbida
Lineage: Eukaryota; Fungi; Ascomycota; Sordariomycetes; Hypocreales; Bionectriaceae
Product: malate dehydrogenase (oxaloacetate-decarboxylating)
Exons: 5
Coding region: 1-1809 (602 amino acids)
Biological process (GO): malate metabolic process; pyruvate metabolic process
Cellular component (GO): mitochondrion
Molecular function (GO): NAD binding; malate dehydrogenase (decarboxylating) (NAD+) activity
Source: RefSeq, a predicted model, not a curated record